AUGGAUAAUGAACGUAGUGAUCCUCGACGUCACUAUAUUUUACGUGUUGCUUCGCAUAUUUUCGCAUUGAAUUUAUCAGAAAAUAAAAUUCCAAAUUUAAAUCCGAUAAAAAAUUUUUGUGAUACCAAUACACCAUUGCUAAUUAUUGCAAAAGAUGAACAGGAAAAUACAUUUAAUAUUACGAAUGAGAUGCGAAAUGAUUAUCAUUCGAAUUUAACGAGAGUAAUCUUUUACAAACUUGAACCAAUUGCUUUACCAUUGGAUAAUUAUAAAAGCAAAAUAUCGGUAUUAUCAUUACGUGGACGUCCAACGGAUGCAUUAAUUCAUUCAGUGAGAGAAAUAUUCAAACAAGCAGUUGAAAAUGAUUCCGAAGCAUCUACAAAUAGCCAUUUACGUACAAUUUUAAAUGAACUUGAAAUGUGCAUCGAACCAAAAAAUAACAGAGAUAAACGAACUAUACAUGAUGAGAUUAAUUAUUGGAAAGCUCGAAAGGACAAUGUUGCAUUGCAGUAUUCUCAAAUAUUUCAAAUUAUCGAUAUGAAACUUGAAAUGCUUAUAAAUUGUCGUAUAGAUGAAAUUUAUGAAAUUAUUGAUACUAUUGAAGACUGUUUAAAUCAACUUUGGAAUUGUGAACCAUCGUUUCCGCAAAAUCGUAUGGAAAAAAUUGUGGAAAGUAUCGGUUUAUUGAUUAUUAAUUCUGUAACAAACAAAAUUGAAAUGAAUGAUAUAUGGAAAAUUGACACAACUGAUACAAUGAUCGAUACAUUACAUGCAGUUAAUUCCAUUUGUGAACAAUGGAAAUUUGCAAUUGCAACACUUAUUGAACAAUGGAAGCAAAAUAUUGAUAAUCCAUGGAAGGGUGAUGAUAAAUCAAUGAUUUCAGUUUUUGAAAAUUUUCAAAAACAUAUUGAUAAGAUUUUAUCAUUGAAAUUAUUAAGCAAUCAAAUGGAUGAAUUAAUUGGUGAUAAAAAUGGACGAAAAGAAAUAGAACAAAUUAUUCGAAAUAUUUUUGGUACAAUGCCCAAAUUUGCCUAUGAUAUUUCAAUGCAACAAAAUUGGAAAAUUAAAUUAUUGGAAGCGGAACGAUCUAUUGAACCAAUUGUGGAUAGAGCAUUACCUGUUUUAAGGAAACGCUUACAAUUUAAUCAACUCACUGAUGAUGCUGCAAUUAGUAAUCUUAUCAAAUUUAAACAUUUUUUGAAUUGUUCAAGUAUCAAAGAAAAACUUUCCAAUGAAAGAGAAAUGUUACUUAGUCGUUUGGCAAAUACGGUUGAGGCGCAAAAACGUGAAAUAAUUGAACGAAUUGAAACCGAUAAUAUACCAAUUGGACAAUAUCUUACAAAAAUUGCUGCUAAACUUAUUUGGAUUCGACGAGAAAUUAAUAAAAUUGAAAAUAUCAAGAUUGUAUGUGACGAAUUGUUAAACGAUUUAACAACUUAUAAAACAGUCGAAGCGAAAAUUCGAGAUACAAUUAGUGAAAUGCAUUCGUUAGAAUCUGAUACUCUUACUAUUUGGUGCCAAGAAAUGAUCAAAACAGUUAGCAAUUCAACAAACUCAAUUGCACUUGAAACAAGUGGUAAAUUAAUGAGUAUCGAAAAGAAAGGUGGUAAUUUGACUGUCAAUUAUAGCGAUCGUUUAGUUCGACUUCUUAGAGAAGUACGUCAGCUAACAGGUCUUGGAUUUGUCAUACCGCGGAAAAUUAUUGAAUGUGCUAAUACCGGUGAACAAUUCUACAAAUAUGCUAUCGUUCUUAAACAGGUAGCACAUUUUUAUAACUCAGUGGAUCAACAAAUGCUUCCAUGCCAACAGGCAAUGAUGUUAGACGAAGCAUUAGCAUUCGAAAAAUUAAUACUAUCCGGUAAGAAAGGUGAAACAACAACAACAAAUACGGUUAGCUGGAAUAACCCAAAAAAUCUUCAAGAAUUUAUUGAAAAAUUACAAACAGCUGCUGAACGCUUAACUUUACAUAAUAGGCGAUUACGAAAAGCACAUCGUGAAAUUUGCGAGAAAAUAAAAGAACUGAUAAAUUUGGAUCUUCUCAAAGAGAUCAAUAAGUGGAAAGAUGUUAUGGGUGAGAUACGAAGUAAAAUAGCGGAACAGGAACGAAAUAUCAGUAAUCGAAGUAAUAUGAUACCAUGGUUAUCACAUUGGGAUCAUCAACUCUAUAAGGCAUUACAAUUGCAAUAUCAAUGGGGUUUCGAAAGUCUUCAUAUGCAAAUUCCAUUAAUCCAAGUUCAACUAAUAUUUAAGGAUCAACAACUUGAAUUACGACCACCAUUAGAAGAAAUUCGUGCAAAAUAUUAUCGAGAAUUACGAAAGUUUAUUAGCAUUCCACAGAAAUUUCGUGGUAUACAAGAGACUAAACAAGUUAACGAAUUGUUUGCGAAAAUAAUUGAACAUAACGCGAAUCGAUUUUGGAGUGUUUAUGAAAAAGCUGAACAACUAUUCGAGAAGCUUGUUAAUGUGGGAAGUGAAUUUGAGAGUUGGGUUGUACUGGGCCAAGUUGACCUGGAAAGCUUAAUUACAAAACAUUUCAAACAAGCUGCAGAUUGGGAAAAUCAGAUCAAGCUGCUGAAAGGUAAAGGAAGGGAUGCGGAAAAAUUGCCAAGUAAAGUAAGAUUGGAAUGUAUUCUUGUUUCAACAUCAGCUGUUAAAAUUGCCAUCGAUGAUAUGCUACAGCGUCUUUUCGACACGCUGAUAUGGACAUUAAGAUAUUCCAUCAAUAAUGAAAUCCACGAUGUCAAUCGUUUUUUAAAUCAAGCAAUCGAGGUACUCAGUUCUAGACCUCAAUCAGUUACUGAAAUUGCUGAAGCGAAUCAAAGGCAUAUCGAGUUUGGAAAAUCCAAUAAAGAGAUGAAGAGAACACUUGAUCUAAUUGAGGAAAAAAAUGUGCUGUUACGAUCAGUUGGUGGAAGUGGUGCUGAACAAUUACCAACCGUGUUAACAUUAUGGAAAAAAUUUGAACUAAUGUUAGAUAGCCAUCAGUUGAUGAUCAAGGAGCAGGUAGAGGUACUGAAAUCAAAUGUUGGUGCACAGCUCAAAUCAUUAAAUGAUGAAAUUGAAAAAUUAUUUGUUCGCUGGAACCAAUUCAAACCGAAAAAUGACCUUGUUGACGAUGACAGAAAUGUUGCACUUGGAGCAAUACAAUUCAUCAAGGAAAAACGUGAUGAAUUCAAUGAGUUGCAACAAAAACGAGAUGCUUUAUUGGCAGAAUGUGAACAGUUCGACGUUGAAAAAUCUGAAAUACCACUUUUUGAUGAAAUGGCAAGUGAUCUUAAAAACUAUGAAAAUAACUGGUUGUUAUAUGAAGAAUUUAAUGUUGGUUUGCAAGAGAUGGCAGAUGAAGAAUGGAUUUUGUUCAGAUCAAAAACCUAUCGUUUUGAUGAAUAUUUACAUGAAUGGGACAAUAAAUUGAAGAGUUUGCCGGCUACACAUAUUACCAUUCGUUUACGCAAAGAGAUUGAUCAAUUCAAGGAAAUGAGUGUCGGUUUGAAAUACUGUCGAGGUGAAAUUUUAAGUAGUGAUCAUUGGUUAAUGUUAUUUCGAAUGUUGGGUAUGCCAAAAGGUACAACGUUGGAACAUUUGCGCUUUGGUGAUUUUCUGAAUGUUCACAAAAUGAUCGGUGAAAAUUUGGAAGCAUUGAAAAAUUUGAAUGAACAGGCCCAAGGAGAAGUUACUAUUCGUGAAGCCAUUCAAGAGCUUGAACUUUGGGCCGAACAGGCAGAAUUCGUUCUAAUGGAUUACAAACACUCGAAUGGAACAGUGGUGAAAAUAAUAAAAGACUGGAAAGAUACACUAAAUUCGGUAAAAGAUAGUGAAGCGUUGCUACAAUCGCUGAAAAAUUCGUCGUAUUAUGCUCAAUUCACUGAUAAAACUUCAAUUUGGGAAACACGAUUAGCUGAUACUAAACAAUAUGUACAAUGGAUGAAUGAAAUACAGCGUAAAUGGGUUUAUUUGGAGCCAAUCUUUGGACGUGGGUCUCUUCCGUCUGAGGCAUCUCGUUUCAAUCGAGUUGAUGUCGAAUUUCGUAUCAUCUUAAAUGAUGUGGUCAAUGAUCCCCGUAUCGUUAGCUUGAGCGCACGAGGUUCUCUAAAGCGUACGCUAGAACAGAUCAUCGAUCAACUUAAUCGUUGUCAAAAAGCACUGAAUCAGUUCCUUGAAGAAAAGCGGAAUGCUUUCCCCAGAUUUUAUUUCUUGGGUGAUGACGAUUUGCUAGAAAUGUUAGGUCAAUUGAUGAAUGCAACAGCAAUCCAAACACAUCUCAAGAAACUUUUCCAAGGAAUCCAUAAAGUUGUGUUUGGUGUUAAUAGUGAAACGAUAAUUGCAAUGGUUUCAAGUGAUGGCGAAAUUGUCCAGCUAUCUAAACCAGUCAGAAUUGUCGCUGAGACGGAAAGAUGGUUACAAGAACUGUCUAGUGAAAUGAAGAAUACAAUCCGAAAACUAAUCGCAAGCUGUGUAGCUGAGACAUCUCCUGACCCUGGAAAAUAUCCGUCGCAGGUUCUAUGUUUAUCGGAACAAAUUCGUUUUUGUGAAGGAUGUGAGCGAAUUUUGACUGGCAGAGGUGAUUUGCCAAGUUAUCGGAAGCAGUUAAAACAAACAUUAACAAAUUACAUUAAUUCGGGAACAACAGACCAAGUUUUAAAGCUUAAAUUAAAAGCGCUUAUAAUGGAUGUGAUUCAUAAUAUAAGUAUCAUCGAUGAACUAAUCGACAAUUCACCCUGUUCUAAAUCAUCGUGGGUUUGGCAAAAGCAGCUACGAUUUUAUCUGGAAGCAAAGGAUCACGUAGUUAUACGGCAUAUCGGUACACAGUUCGACUACACUUACGAAUAUCAGGGUAAUGCGCCAAAAUUGGUUCACACCCCUCUCACUGAUAAGUGCUAUCUAACUCUUACACAAGCAAUGUCAAUGGGUCUUGGUGGCAAUCCUUAUGGUCCUGCAGGCACUGGAAAAACCGAAUCUGUCAAGGCACUAGCGAAUUUAUUUGGACGACAAAUUCUAGUAUUUAACUGCGACGAAGGAAUUGAUAUCUACUCAAUGAGUCGCAUUUUUAUUGGUUUAGUACAAUGUGGUGCUUGGGGCUGUUUUGAUGAGUUUAAUCGUUUAGAUCAGACAGUGCUUUCGGCUGUAUCAAUGCAAAUUCAGACCAUUCAAGAUGCAAUAAAAUCGCGAUCAGGAAAAUGUGUGUUAGCCGACCGGGACGUCCUUGUAGAUUUAAAUUCAGCAAUAUUUAUAACACUGAAUCCGGCAUGUAAAGGAUAUGGUGGACGACAAAAAUUGCCGGAUAAUCUUAAGCAGUUAUUUCGUCCGAUUAUUAUGUCUGUUCCGGAUAAUGAGCUUAUCGCAGAAAUACUUUUGAGCUCUGAAGGUUUUUCUCACGCAAAGAAAUUAUCACGGAAACUGGUAUCGAUCUUCAACUUGAGCAAGGAAAUGUUAAGCUCGCAGCAGCAUUAUGAUUGGGGCUUGAGAGCAUUAAAAACGGUAUUGCGCAGUUGCGGUAAUUUAUUGGCUAACAGAGUGGAUAAAAAUGAAGUUCAAGUGGUUGUUGAUGCGCUGACGUUGAACACAUUAUCAAUGCUUACCUUUGAAGAUUCUAAACGUUUUAUCACUCUUAUCGAUGAUGUAUUUUCAGAUGUUAAAAAAGAUACCAUGCAGAUUGAGGAAUUGCUAGAACCGCUGAAAUUGGUUGCUGGUGAAUUGAAGAUAACAGUUACUGAUAUGCAGCUGAAGAAGAUAUUUGAAUUAUACGAUCAAGUACGACAGAGAAUGGGUGUAAUAUUGUUAGGACCAAGUGGUUCGGGCAAAUCAACCAUAUGGAAAGUAUUGCAAAAAGCCAUGGCACUAGUAAAUAAGCCAGUAAAAAUUUACCAGAUCAAUCCGAAAUCAAUUUCAAAACAAAAACUUUUGGGAUACAUGGAUAUGGAUACACGUGAAUGGUCUGAUGGCGUGUUAACAGCUGCUGCUCGCGAAGUUGUCAAAGAUAGCAGUACAUCAGCGUGGAUUAUUUGUGACGGUGAUAUUGAUCCAGAAUGGAUUGAAGCACUCAAUUCAGUGCUUGAUGAUAAUCGUAUGCUUACAAUGCCAUCUGGUGAGAGAAUUCAGUUUGGAUUUAACGUCAAUUUCAUUUUUGAAACGGACAAUCUUAGUAACGCAUCUCCAGCAACAAUAUCUCGAAUGGGUAUAAUACUUAUCAGCGAGGAGGAUAUGGGUAUUCAGGAGCUCAUCAAUAAUUGGCUUAAAGAGUAUAAUGAUGGCCAUCCAGAUAUGUCCAAUUGGAUAUGCGAUCAUUUAUACAGGUGUCUGGAUUGGAUUUGGACGAAAGGAAUCACUGAAAUCAGUAUAAGUAAAACUGCUACAGUGAAAAAUGCAUUGAGUCACUUGAGGGAUGUGACAUCAUUUGACGAAUUUCUGGUAGCAUUAUACCGUGGAUUAGCUCCAAACCUUAGCCCAAAAUCCCGAAAUCAAUUCGCUAAUGAGGUUGUGUUCAAUGAGGUAAGCUUGCCAGAUAAGCGAAAUCCUGGAAAUGUUUAUUAUGAUAAGCAAACAAGAUCAUUGUUAACUUAUAUAGACGAAGUGAAUAUGGCAAAUAACAAUGACCAUUUAUUAAGUUUGGAACGCCAUCCAUACAUUUUAACUGCUAAUGCUCAAGCUAAUCGUGAUACUAUUCGCUCAUGGCUGGAUAACCGUAAUAGACAACCUUUCAUAAUAUGUGGUCCAGAUGGUUGUGGAAAAGAAAGCUUACUACGGCAUUGUUUAGAAUUGGAUCCAAAUAGUCAAAUAGCUACACUUCAUUGUAGUGCUCAAACAGGAUCUCAGCAAGUACUAGAUUUGUUGCACCAGUACUGUGUACAAAUUAGCAGUGCAUCUGGAAGAGUGCUUAAACCGAAAGAGAAGCAAAAUUUGGUCUUUUACAUAAAAGCAAUUAAUGUUGUAAAGCCGGACAAAUGGGGUACAUGUGAAAUAAUCGCUUUCUUACAACAGCUUCUCACAUAUAAGGGAUAUUAUAAUGAAAAGCUAGAAUGGAUCUCUCUGGAAAAUAUUCAAUUAGUAUUAUCGAUAACGUUGGCUAAUGAUGACGGUCAUUACCUGCUACCAUCACGUUUUGUUUCUUUGCUUAGAAUCUGUACAAUUGAAUACCCUACAAAGGAAGAACUUAUCACUAUUUACUCCUCAUAUCUGACAUUUUUAAUAAAGAAUUCAACCGAGCCAUUGGGACACCGAUUAAAUGACUUGGCAAGCAUCAUGGUCCAUCUGUAUAAUGACGUGCGAAACGCAUUCAAGCCAACUGACAACGCACAUUAUAUGUUUACAUUGACGGAUUUAUCGAAUUGGGUAUUUGCCCUUACAAGAUACGAUAUUACUGGUACCAAUGCUGGUGAAAAAUAUUUAUGUCCAAUGUUGUAUGAAUGUCGACGAAUUUUCAAGGAUCGCUUAGUAAAUAAUGAGCAUAAACAAAGAUUCGAAGGUAUUAUUAGCAAUAAUUUGUCAUCAGCUGCAAUAUGCAAUGAUGAAGAUAAUUUAUACGUAUCUCGAGGAGCUGUUUCAAUAACAAUGCUGAAAGGUGCUCCAUUGUCGGUGGUAUCACGCAAACAGUACGCCAAACUUUUGCAACAAGCAGUUAAUCGAUAUGAUAAGUUUCAUAUCACAUUUAUGUUAUCAUAAUUCGAAAUAGCAAAUUUCAAAAUGCCAAUUUUUGAUGAAUUUGUCAAGUUAUGCUCUCAGAUUGAUCGGGUGAUCACCGCACCAGGAGGUUCAUUACUGUUAGCUGGAAGAGCUGGUAUGGGAAGACGUGAAGCUGCAUCGCUUGUCGCCAACAUGCAUCAAAUGCCCGUGUUCUCGCCUAAGUUGACAUCGUCAUAUGGAGUCAAACAGUUCAGAAAUGAUUUAAAAACGGUCAUCCAGGAUGCAGCAAUAAAUGAUAAACAUGUCGUUUAUAUUGUUGAAGAUUAUCAGCUACUGCAUGACGCAUUUCUGCAAUCGAUAAAUUCACUGUUGUCUUCUGGUGAUUUUCCUGGGAUGUUUAGUGUCCAAGAAUUCGAUAGCUUGUUGAUAAGCUUACGUGAACAAGCUUCCCAAGAUGCAUUUCAAGGCGACUUGUAUUCUUAUUUUGUUAUGAAAGUAAAAGCAAACUUGCAUAUCAUUCUAAUUUUAAAUGUUGAUGAUGCAAAUUUCUCCGUAAUAUGCUCAUCAAAUCCGUCAUUAUACAAGGAAUGUUCGAUCAUUUGGAAUGAAACAUGGAAUAGGGAUGCUUUGUCACAGCUAUCGGAGUUAAUUUUAUCUCGGCAUAAUGUCAAAGCAUCAAAUGAUAUAGUAAUAGCUUUUGGGCAAAUCUAUCACCAGUGCCCACCCGAAAUAGCAUCACCAGCAAAGUAUAUCCGAUUCAUUGAAAACUAUGUUUCCAUUCUCAAUAAAAAAAGAACCGCUAUUGAGACACGAUCUAAUAGGCUAAAGGCCGGAAUUGGUAAACUGACGGAAGCGCGUGAAUCUGUUUCUAACAUGCAAAAAAAAGCCGCCACGAAAAGUAAAUUGUUGGCUGAAAAACAAACCGAUGCAGAUAUGGCACUGAAGGCAAUAUCACAAAGCAUGACGAGCACAAAUUGUCAGCGAUCAGAUAUGGAACAACUGAAAUUGGCAAUCGUGAAAGAAAAUGAAAGGAUUGAAAAGCAAAAAGGUUUAAUCGAUAACCAAUUACGCGAGGUGCAACCUGUGUUACGUGAAGCUCGUGAAGCAGUUGGUUCUAUUAAAUCGGAGAGCCUAUCUGAAAUUCGAAGUCUGCGUGCUCCACCGGAAGCAAUCCGAGAUAUUUUACAAGCUGUGUUGUUAUUUAUGGGUAUUUUUGACACAUCCUGGGAAGCGAUGAGAAAGUUCUUGGCAAGAAAUGGAGUUAAAGAUGAAAUAAUUAAUUUCGAUGCCCGGAGAAUUUCACCUGAUAUUAACAAAAGGGUUUCUGCUCUUGUAAAAAGCAAACAGUCAUCGUUUGAUCCAAAGAAUGCGAAACGAGCAUCAGCAGCAGCAGCACCCUUAGCUGCAUGGGUACGCGCAAAUUUGGAUUAUUCGACAAUUUUGGAACAUGUUGCUCCCUUGCAAAAAGAGAAAAAUGAUUUGGUUAAGAAUCUAAACGAAACCGAGAAGCAAAUGCAAAAAUUAUCGAAAGGUUUGGAAACGGUUGACGAACGAGUUACUGAGUUGAAGAAUAACUUUGAACUGCAUAUGAAAGAAGCAACACAAAUAAAGAUUGAUUUAGAUAAGCAACAGGAAACGAUUAAUGUUGCUGGAACUCUUAUAGAUAGACUUAGUGGCGAGUAUGGGAGAUGGCAAGAGCAAAUCGGCAAUUUGCAAAAUGAACUUGAUUGUCUAGAAAAGGGUUCCCUUCUGUCUGCUGCUUUUGUAACAUUUCUCGGUUCAGAAUCGGAACAAGUUCGAAAUGAAAUUUUGAGUAAAUGGCAAAAACUUCUCAAUUUGAAUGACUUCAAUAUACUUGAAUUCAAUGUUAUGGAGACCGAAAAGUUGAAUUGGAGUAACAAAGGACUUCCAACCGAUGCACUUUCACUGGAGAAUGCCAUGAUUUUAUUCAAUACCAUGGAUAUACCGCUAAUCAUCGAUCCGAGCGGGCGAGCAUCAUCAUUUCUUGAAAAACAUUUACAGGAUAAGCAAGUAGAAAAAGUGAAUGCCAAUGAUUCUAAUCUUCUUACACAGGUUGAACUUGCUGUUCGUUUUGGCAAAUUUUUGCUUAUUGAUGAUGCGAAUAGAGUUGAACCUAUGCUCAUGAAUCUUCUCCGGAAAGAGUUUUCGAGUCAAGGACCACGACGUAUUGUUCAAAUUGGUGAGAAAGCUGUUGAUUAUAAUGAUAAUUUUCGAUUAUAUAUCUGUUCCAAGAAUAAUUUAUUGCGAUUGGAUCAAACAUCCAAGGCAGCGGUCGCUUUAAUAUGUUUCAGUAUCACACAAACAGGGCUUGCAUCGCAAAUGCUCGGAUUGGCAAUACAAAUUGAAAAACCGACUUUGGAAACUCGUUUAAGUGAAUUGACCAGUAAUGUGGAACAAAUGAAACUUAAACUUGAUGGCAUUGAACAAUCACUUCUGCAAACAUUAGCUUCAUCCGAAGGAAGUCUACUGGAUAAUACUGAUUUGUUGGAUUCCUUAAAUAAAAGCAAAGAAAAUGCAGAAACGAUUGCAACAUCACUAACUGAAGCUCAUAAGUUGCAAAAACAACUUGUUAAGGAAAAAGAUGCAUAUCGACCGUUAGCAAAAGCCGCAAGUAAUUUAUACUUUAUUAUUCAUGAUCUGCACAAACAGGACCCUAUGUACAACUUUAACCUCAAUACUCUAAUAAACUUAUACAAGCGUACAUUCAGCAAAGUUAAGGAAAGUACGAAUACGGUGGAACGAAUGGAAAAACUACGGCGGAUACUCCAACAUACCGUUUAUGAAUAUGUAUCGCGCGCAGUUUUCAAAAAAGAUCGAAUGAUGUUUUCUAUGCGGUUUAUCCAUGGAAUACAACCAUCUCUCUUUGCGCAGAAUGAAUGGGAAUUAUUCACAGGUUUGAUUGUUAAUGAUGCUACAGUUCAUCCCAUGGAAAAGAUUGACUGGAUUGGUAGUGAACGAAAAGAAAAUGUUGCGAAAUUGCAGAAAUAUUUGCCGUCAUUAUUUAACAAUCUUCGUUUUACGGAUCAAGGACUAUGGAGUGAAUUUGCUCGCACGAUAAACUGCGAAACAGCAUUUCCACCUGCUAUAGAUGCAGUUAUAACACCAUUCCAAAAAUUAAUCGUUAUCCAGGCAAUUCGACCAGAGAGACUUUAUUCUACUGUAAUCAGCUUUGUUACUAGCGUAUUAGGAGCUUCUUCAAUCAAUCCGUCUCCACUGGAUCUGAGGUCAAUCUACGAGUCGGAAAGCAAUGAAAAUGAGCCGAUCAUGAUACUAAUUAGUCCUGGUGCAGAUCCUUCACAAGAACUGGAAGAAUUGGCUCGAAAGAAAAUAUCUAAAGCGAAAUUCCACCAAAUUUCGAUGGGCCAAGGACAGCGCCAAGCAGCUCUUGAAGCAAUUCGUAUAUGUGCUGCAAAUGGUGGUUGGGUGUGCUUAAAAAAUUUGCAUCUCGCCAUCAAUGAUUUAGCGGCAAUAGAGAAGGCAUGGAAUAAAAUUUCUGGUUUUGAAUUUUUGGCGUCGAAACGAAAUUCCAGUUUUCGGCUGUGGUUAACAUCCGAAUCAAACGAGCAUAUUCCACCUCAAAUACUGCAAACUUCACUGAAAAUUGUUUACGAAGCACCACCUGGCAUCAAGAAUAAUAUGAAAAGGAUUUAUGCCCAGUGGCAACAAUCUGAGCUUAAUUUUAGCGCCGUUUGUUUGCAAAGCUUAUUCAUGUUAGCUUGGUUACACGCACUUCUACAAGAGCGACGUAUGUUCAUACCUGAGGCUUGGUCGAAGUUUUAUGAAUUUAGUAACAGUGAUUUGCGAGUAGCCAAGAAGUUUGUUGAAGACGUUACAAAAGAUGGUAAAGCUACUGAUUGGCAGUUAUUACGUGGCCUUAUGCAAAUUGUAGCAUAUGGUGGACGUAUUGACAAUGAUUUUGAUAUGAACGUCUUAAUUGUUUAUUUGAAACGGUAUUUUAAUUCAUCUGUUAUUGGCAUGAAUGGUCCUGAAAUUGCGCACAAUAUUUCUGUCCCAUUUUCGAGCAAUAUCACGGAUUAUAUUAAUAUCAUCAAUACAAAUAUACCUGAAGAAGACAAUCUGGUUUUGUUUGGUUUGCCCUCAAAUACAAGUGCCGCACGUGAAAUGGCGGAAACGGAUAAAAUGAUUCGGCAAAUACGUAGCAUGCAAAUUGUUGCUGCCACCGAAAUUACAUUUGACAGGAAUGCAUGGAAUGAUGCUCUAAAUCCAAUUUUAUCACUUUGGAAACGACUCAAUUCCCAAUCAACAUUACACUCCAUGAAUGUACCAUUGGCACGGCAUACUGAUGAUCUCAUCUUAGAAAUUAUUUCUCUGGAAUAUAUUCAUGCAAUAACAUUGGUUCAAAAAGUGCAUAAAUUCCUUGGUGCAAUGCGUAAAUGCUUACAUGGUAUCCAAUUGCCCACAUCACAAUUUGCUAAUAGUGCGCAGGCAUUAAUGAUGCAUCAAACACCGGAAGCAUGGCAGGAAGCAUGGAGAGGUCCAUCGGAUCCAGCUCAAUACCUGUCGGUUUUAGUACAUAAAGCUAAAUCAAUAGAAGAAUUAUCACGGAUCAAUGAUAGUCAUAAAAUAUUGGCUAAUCCAAUCAGACUUGGCAGUAUUUUUCGACCUACCGCAUUUUUCAAUGCCUUACGGCAACUAACCGCAAGAAAAAAACAUAUGUCUAUGGAUGAACUGAAAUUGGGGACCGCAUGGAAUGCUGCACUUCUGAAAAAUGAAGAUGUAAUGGAAUUGUCCGGAAUUUAUAUUCAAGGAGCUUUAUUUGAAGAACACAUCAUUGAAACAAAACAAACAUCGCCCACUGUUGCAACGGCUCCGAAUCUAUAUAUUGCUUGGAUAUCUGCUGGUGCUCCUGAUGUGUAUGAAAAAGGUAAAUCAAUAUUUGUACCACUUUAUGCAACACCUGAACGGAAUCAGCUAGUUGCCGAAAUUCAGAUGCCGUGUAUCGGAAAUUCGGACAGAUGGAUUAUUGCUUCAGUUGCAUUGUUUUUAUCAAAUUAG
This is a messenger RNA of Cercopithifilaria johnstoni, 12657 nucleotides long. NCBI's taxonomy places the organism in Eukaryota, Metazoa, Nematoda, Chromadorea, Rhabditida, Onchocercidae. The record is from the annotation of a GenBank genome assembly.